Molecule: messenger RNA, 1590 nt
Organism: Dendronephthya gigantea
Lineage: Eukaryota; Metazoa; Cnidaria; Anthozoa; Malacalcyonacea; Nephtheidae
Exons: 3
Coding region: 1-1590 (529 amino acids)
Source: RefSeq, a predicted model, not a curated record
AUGAGUAGUUUUUUACCUGUUGGUCAGCAACAGGAACAAGAAUUGGAAGCAGUCAGAAAUCAGCUUUCUGCAAAUGACCCAAUUGCCUGGCCUACUGUUGAAAAUGAGCCAUUAAACGAAUAUCAGAUAUCUCACCUUGCCACUAUGGCUUUUCCAACAUUGUUUCCUGAUGGGAAAGGGGAUCCCACUAAUCAAGCCCUGUUAAGAGAUGUUCCUUUUCAAGAUAGAAUUAAACAUCUUUUGAAAUUUGCUGAAAUUAUUGAUGGUAAAUGGAUUUACCGUUUUGCAAAUCACCCUAGAUUUUCAUACUGGGCUUUUAAUAUGAUACAAAGAAAACGAAUUUUACAGCAAAGUGGAAUAUUCCUUAAACAAAAUCCAGGUGAAGCACAUCUCACCAUUGAUGAACUGCGUGAAAUGGCUGCCAGUAAUAGUGCUAAUGUGUUCAUGUCUAAAGUUUCUAGAUACGUUGCGAAUAUUGCAGAUAUGCAUUGGCCUGAGUUACAUGCCUUAUUUAAUGCUAAUAGUAAUAGUGAAAAUGCUGACAUUUCCAGUCAAAUUAGAAAGCUUUGUAAAACAUGGCUUUAUGAAACACUUGGAGCAAAAUGGCACUGGUUUAGAUAUGAAUACCAAGGUAGAGGUAGUAUUCAUUGUCAUGGUACUGCUAAACUAAAUAAUGACCCAGGUUUGUGUCAACUAACUCAAACUGCUUUGAAAGGUUUCUUAGCUCAAAAAUUUAAAGAUGAGAAUGAUUGUUCUGAUACAACAGAAUUAGACAAUGAUAUUGAAGCUGGUCAGGAAGCAGCUGAAACAGUGUGUAAGUAUGUUGACUGGUUAUUAUCAACUGUCAAUCCAAAUCCACCAGAUGAAAACAUCUGGGUAAGACCUGAAACUCAUCCAUGUCAAAGAAGUCAUAUUGACAUUCCUGAACAUGAGAAACAGUCAGAUUAUGUAGAUCUGUUAAAUAUGGUUCAACGACACACUCGUUGUAGUACUAGCUAUUGUCUAAGAAAAAAGUCAAAUGAGACUGAAUUGAAAUGUAGAUUUCAUUUCCCAUUUGAUAAUUGUCCACAGACAAAAUUAGAAUUUGAAAAAAUCCACACUUCAGGUGAUAAUGAACAUUAUAAGGCCAAAAUUGUGACUAAACGAAAUGAUUCUAGGUUAAAUAAUCACCAACAACUUCAACUCCAAGGAUGGAGAGCAAACUGUGAUAUUCAGGUUGUUAUCGAUCACUAUGCUUGUGUUGAAUAUCUCACAAAAUAUGCAGCUAAAGGAGAACCAAGGUCGCCUUUAUUGAAACAGGCUUUUAAUUCUAUUAUGCAAAAUGUUGACAGCAACACUGAUCCUCACAGAGCUGUUAAGAAAAUAGUUAUGAGAUCUCUUGGUGAACGAGAUUAUGCUGCUCAGGAAACAAUGCAUCAUUUGUUGUCUUUAAAACUUCAUAGCUCAUCGUUUAAAGUGAUAUCAGUUAGUUUAAAUGGUUCACGUAGAGUACGUGACACUGCAAGUAUUGAAGAACUUCAUGCACUGAUUACUCACUUCUUGAUGUGUACGCUAAUCGUGAGCAAUAUGACAGUUCACAAAAUAUUAUGA